AUGUCUUCCACCGGCGGCUUUGGCUUCGGUCCCGGCGUUGACCCUUCCGACACGGAUCCUCCCUCCCUACAGCCGUCUACCGUCAGCGCCAUGCUGAUUAUGUACACCAUCAUCUAUGUCCUGCCUCUGUACAUCUCACCAUCAAGCCGUCCGUCGCCAACCCUCUCAAGGGAUGACCCCCGCGUCAUCCGCGCCCGCAUCACUUCGGUUCUCUCCUCUACCGCAGUGUGUUCGGCCUUGACGUAUAUCGUUCUGGCUCGGCUACCCGAUGGCGCUCUGCCCAUCACUCCCCUUCAUGCCAUGGGCUACUGGCCCAUUGGGCUUGUCGACUCAGCCUCGUGCCUGCUUCUUACCGCCGUCCUGUUCGCUGGUCCGCUCUAUGAAACUCUUCUCAUAGAUGGUCUUUGGGAAACCUGGAAGACUUUCGAGCCUCUCCUCAGCAUAUGGACGCACUGGACGACUUGGAGAAACAUUGUCAUGGGACCUCUGACCGAGGAGAUGUUGUUCAGGUCCGCCUCAGUCCCGCUGCUCUUGUGCGCGCGCAUGUCGCUGACCCAGACCAUCUUUCUGUCUCCCCUCAUCUUUGGUCUUGCUCACGUGCACCAUUUCUACGAGUUCCGCCUUACCCAUCCCAGAGUGCCUCUCGUCGCUGCCAUUGCUCGGUCGGUACUCCAGUUUACCUACACCUCUCUAUUUGGCGGUUACGCCACCUUCUUGUUCCUUCGAUCGGGCAGUCUGCUGGCCAUCGCCUUGGUUCACGCCUUCUGCAACGCCAUGGGCCUGCCUCGGUUUUGGGGGUCCGUCGAUCCGUACUGGCAUGCUCGGGGGCCUUACACGCCGGCGAAUGGUCGACAUUGGACGAUUGUUUAUUAUGUACUUUUGUUUGCGGGGGCCAUCUCUUGGUGGAAAUGUCUCCUGCCCAUGACACAUACCUCGGCAACACUUGUGCCAGGUCGCUUUUAA
Molecule: messenger RNA, 963 nt
Organism: Colletotrichum karsti
Lineage: Eukaryota; Fungi; Ascomycota; Sordariomycetes; Glomerellales; Glomerellaceae
Product: prenyl proteinase rce1
Exons: 3
Coding region: 1-963 (320 amino acids)
Biological process (GO): CAAX-box protein processing
Cellular component (GO): endoplasmic reticulum membrane
Molecular function (GO): metalloendopeptidase activity
Source: RefSeq, a predicted model, not a curated record